Penicillium salamii is the source of this 2241-nucleotide messenger RNA. Lineage: Eukaryota; Fungi; Ascomycota; Eurotiomycetes; Eurotiales; Aspergillaceae. The record is from the annotation of a GenBank genome assembly.
AUGCACAUCUCACUCACAAUCUUCUUGCAGGUUGACAAUGUGACCUUGACUCGCCGCGGUGAGCAGGUCGAUGGUACCCUUCAUCUCACCCCUCACCACCUCAUAUUUUCGCAUACCCCCACAAUCUCCCCCGAGGACCAGAUCAAGGGCGUGACGGUCAGACCGAGAGAGCUCUGGAUCACAUACCCCAUUAUCGCAUUUUGCACGUUGCGACCGGCUCCCGCAGUCUCCCGCCAGCUCUCCUCCAUCCGCCUCCGAUGUCGAGACUUCACAUUUGUCUGUUUCUACUUUGUAAAUGAGCACAAAGCCCGCGAAGUAUUCGAAAGCAUCAAGCAAUGGACAUGCAAGUCGAGCCGCAUCGACAAACUGUACGCUUUUAGCUACCAGCCGCCUCCACCCGAGAGAGAGUUCAAUGGAUGGGACCUCUAUGAUGCGCGCAAGGAAUGGACGCGCCAGGGUGUUGUCGAUAGUGAGCAGUGGCGCUUAUCAGAGAUAAAUGCGAACUACGAGUUCUCUCCCACCUAUCCUGCCAUUAUACCCGUGCCUUCCUCCAUCUCCGACAAUACACUCAACUAUGCAGGGCGUUAUCGAUCCCGCGCAAGAAUACCCACCUUAGCAUACUUCCACCCAGUCAAUAAUUGCACCAUCACCAGAAGUUCGCAGCCGCUGGUCGGUGUUCGUCAGAACCGAAGCAUUCAGGACGAAAAGCUUAUGUCUGCUAUCUUCUUGACGUCUCGAUCUGAACGACCGCUGGCUGCCUUUUCACAGUCCCCAGAGAAGGAGACAGGCUCAAGCCGCGGAAGUCCGGAAACAAGCCAGGUGAUGGUUCCGGAGUUGAACGCCGAGGAACUAGAGGAUGACUUGAUGGCUGCUGCCAGUGGGGACUCUGAAGAGAAUCGCUCGAUUUACGGCGCCCAGCAAUCAAAUAUGAUCGUAGAUGCGCGGCCUACGGUUAAUGCAUUUGCCAUGCAAGCGGUUGGGCUUGGUUCCGAGAACAUGGAUAACUACAAAUUCGCUACCAAGGCCUACCUUGGUAUUGAGAACAUCCACGUUAUGCGAGAGUCGCUGAGCAAAGUGAUUGAUACCCUCAAGGAUUCUGAUGUGACUCCACUCGGGCCUAACCGUGAUCAGCUGGCGCGCAGUGGUUGGCUGAAGCACAUUGGCGUCAUUUUGGAGGGAGCCCGAGUGAUUACUCGGCAGGUCGGACUUACUCAUUCCCAUGUUCUAAUCCAUUGCUCUGAUGGUUGGGACCGCACAAGUCAGCUCAGCGCACUGAGCCAAAUCUGUCUGGAUCCAUACUUCCGAACACUGGAAGGCUUCAUGGUUCUUGUGGAGAAAGACUGGCUUUCCUUUGGACAUAUGUUCCGCCAUCGAUCCGGUCAUCUGAACAGUGAGAAGUGGUUCCAAAUCGAGAAUGAACGUAUCGGUGUAGACCCCAACCGCGCAUUUGGUGACGGCGGAGGUGCAGGCAAAGCCCUCGAGAAUGCCUUCCUCAGCGCCAAGGGCUUCUUCAACAGGGAUAACAACAGCAAGGAUUCCUUGCCUGACUCCGAUGGAGAGCUUCAAAAUUAUGAGUCUGACACGCCGAAGAAGGCAAAUGCACCGCGCUCGGGUCCCGAAAAAGAGGUCACCAAACCGAAAGAGACAAGUCCCGUAUUCCAUCAGUUUUUAGACGCAACCUACCAGCUGCUUCAUCAAAACCCGACUCGAUUUGAGUUCAAUGAGCGUUUCCUGCGACGUCUCCUAUAUCACCUUUACUCGUGCCAGUUUGGCACUUUCUUGUUCAACAGCGAAAAAGAGCGAGUCGAUUGCAAGGCGCGGGAUCGCACCCGGAGUGUUUGGGACUAUUUCCUUGCUCGCCGGGAACAGUUCACCAAUCCUUUGUAUGACCCCGUCAUUGACGAUCACCAGAGAGGGAAGGAACGACUUAUCUUCCCCCGGGUGAGUGAAACUCGGUGGUGGAAUGAGGUAUUCGGCCGAACCGACGCUGAAAUGAACGGGGUGGUGAACGGACCCCGUUCCCCUGCGACGCCCCCUACUCAAAACGAUAAUCACGCAGAGGCAGCAUUUAUAUUGGCAGGGAUGGAGACUGCAACCCAGAACAGCGAUGGUGCCAGUACACCCGUCCCUGAAACUGCGUCUGCGGGAAUGACUACGAUAACAUCGGGGGUUUCUAAGCUUGCAUUUGCACCAGAGCGGGACACAAACAAGUCGAAAGAGUUGGAGGUUGAGAUGAAAUAA